Molecule: messenger RNA, 1969 nt
Organism: Aphanomyces invadans
Lineage: Eukaryota; Oomycota; Saprolegniomycetes; Saprolegniales; Verrucalvaceae
Exons: 1
Coding region: 28-1686 (552 amino acids)
Source: RefSeq, a predicted model, not a curated record
UACGAAAAUCCCAUUUCUUGGUGGAAGAUGCGCCGCAGGCCGCUCCUGCCUACGCUUGGUGCGGCCCGUUCGAUGCGUCGGCCCUUCUCGACAAGCGUCGUGUGCUGUCUGGCAGUGCAUGUUAUCGGGUGGAGCUCAGAAGGGGUUAAUGCAACUGAUGUUGCUCGUCACCACGGCGGUGGUGCAAUGCAGUGCCCCAUGGAGAAGUGGAUGAGUCCGUUGCCUGAUGCAACCACAUGCCUCCAACGACCUACAAGGUCCCCGACGCCAUCCCACCAAGGCACUCACGACACCAAUUGGCUGCUGCAAAGCUUGACGGAUGUGUCUUCAUUGUUUACCAACACGACGCUGUUCGAUGUCCUCAGCCAACCCACCGAUUGGGUUGAAAUCCAAGUAUGUUUUACGGCGUGCGUCAUCGACACAUGGAAAGCUGUGGUCGCAUGGAUCUAUCUCGCUAAGUUGUUGUCGAUUCCAGUGCUGACAGGGCUUCUCAUGGUGAUGGAAGCCCUGAUGCCGCAUACUCGCUCGCUCGUCCACUCAGCGUACCUGACGUUCCGCUCGUUGGACCCCGUUCAUCAAGCCACCGCUGUUGUUAUCACCCUCGGUGUGCUUAUAACGUGGCGCAAAGGAUAUUUUGCGCGUGUGCGAAUGGCAUGGAAACGGGUCAAGCUACGAUGGCGGCAAGCUCAGCGAAAUUUCCGGCUGCAAGUCGCAGCCAAAUCGAAAGUCGCCGCGUACAUUCUCCCCCACGCCAUCUACGCGAUGCUCUGUCACGUCAUUGCGACUCUUUCCCCCGCCCCCGUUCUCGCCCUCCUCUCUCACGAAGUGAUCCUGGUCUGGCUCGCAACGAUCUACCCCAUCAUGAUGUCCAUCCGGGCCGUGAGGACCCAUCGGUAUACCGAUGACCCCGCCGCCGUUUACUUUGAGCGAUCUCUUCGCUACUGGAUCUUGUGGGCGUUUUACCUGACCAGUCACUCUAUCGCGACUACCCUCGUGCCUCACUUCAUUGUUUUCUACUUCAAGCCGUCAAUUCUUCGCAUCAACUUUCUCCUCAACUGGUUGCAUCACAUGCACGGAACUCGAGUGCUCUUGGGCUUUGCGGUCAACUAUGUGUUUCCACAUGGCGCCACGUCUGGUUUCUCCCCGACCCGCUCGAUGUCUGUCAUCGCGGCCCCGCCUGCGCACGCUGGCAUCGUAUUCCGCACCUUGACUGCCGUUGGGCUCAUCUCAACCCGCACUGCCAACAUCAUGCGCGACGUGAUGGCUCAGGGUCCUGCCAUAUUUGGACUGGUCUUCCUCGUCACGCCCGGCUUUCUGACGAAAGUCGGCUGCGAUGCAGUUGCCCUCGCGUUUCCAGCUUACGUUGUACUCGGUACGUUGGCGCGACACCAACGCCGCACGCACGAAUGGUGGGUGUGCUACUUCGUAGUUGUGGCCAUCGUCGAGUACUUGUUCGACGCGAUGAGCGGUGUGCUGUGGUGGGUGCCGUUUGUAUACCACAUCAAACUGGUCGGAAUGCUGUGGCUCCAGUUUCCAUAUUUUCGCGGGGCGCAGACGCUGUUCGACUUGUGCUUUCACAGCGUCCUGAUUGACCCAAGGCGGGCCGCGACUCCUCCUCUGGAACGAAUAGAUCAUGCCGAUGGUCCCACCGAAGCACGCACAUCAAGCCAUAUCGAAGUGUCAUAGUAGCUGUGAGCAGUCUGUGUGGCUCGAGCACUUUUGUGCUUCAUGGACUGAGCGGUCGUAUUUUGGUCACGGCUUCGUCAGAAGUAGCGUCGAGACGUGUCAGAAACUUAAAAACGUAUGUCAUUAGGGCUGUUCCGCCAGAGAAUGCCAGCUCUAGUUCUGCUGGUUCAUGAGGGAAUUGAUUUGCUUCAACUCGAGAAGCAACUGUUCCAUGUCAUGGUGCAUUUGUUGCGUGUCUGCAUGCUUUCCCAAGGCCGACAUUUCUGCAAUAUAUUUCUUGCGC